This is a messenger RNA of Eleginops maclovinus (Patagonian blennie), 2631 nucleotides long. It is a transcript of the gene grb2b, whose product is annotated as growth factor receptor-bound protein 2b. Lineage: Eukaryota; Metazoa; Chordata; Actinopteri; Perciformes; Eleginopidae. Gene Ontology annotation, biological process: signal transduction; regulation of MAPK cascade. The coding region runs from base 383 to 1036 and encodes 217 amino acids. The transcript has 6 exons. Gene Ontology annotation, cellular component: COP9 signalosome; plasma membrane; cytoplasm. Gene Ontology annotation, molecular function: phosphotyrosine residue binding; epidermal growth factor receptor binding. The record is from RefSeq and is a predicted model, not a curated record.
AUCUGCCUCAACGGUCGGCUUCACUUCCUGGAGGUCUUCGGUUCAGUUAGCUUAGCUGCGGGCUAACUGAGCUAGCAACAACAGCUAGCGUUACGAAAAAAAAGGUGUUUUCUGCCUUUUCACAUCUGCCAACGUGAAGCUAGCUCGUAGGCCUGCCGCUUGAGCUUAUGUGUAUUCCCAACUGGACACUUGUGGUACCUUCCUGUGACCUGUAUGUGAGGUCUCAGCCCUAAAGGAGCGGGUCAUAGACGGGAGGAGAGACUCGGAGGAAAUUAUCUGGCCACAGGAGCCUGGAUACGUGUUUUAAUUUUGACUCAGCCCCUGAAACACAACCACAGACAAGCAAGUGAUUUUUUUUUUUUCUCCAGCAAAAACUACAAGCAUGGAGGCCAUAGCAAAAUACGAUUUCAAAGCCACUGCUGAUGACGAGCUUAGUUUUAAGCGUGGAGAAGUCCUCAAGGUAUUAAAUGAAGAGUGUGAUCAGAACUGGUACAAGGCGGAGCUAAACGGAAAAGACGGCUUCAUUCCCAAGAAUUACAUAGAGAUGAAAGCCCACCCGUGGUUCUUCGGGAAGAUCCCCCGAGCCAAAGCAGAGGAGAUGCUGAACAAACAGAGGCACGACGGGGCCUUCCUCAUCAGAGAGAGCGAGAGCGCACCGGGAGACUUCUCUCUCUCUGUGAAGUUCGGAAACGACGUCCAGCACUUCAAGGUUCUCCGUGACGGUGCGGGGAAGUAUUUCCUCUGGGUGGUGAAGUUUAACUCCCUCAACGAGCUGGUGGAUUACCAUCGCUCCACCUCGGUCUCCCGCAACCAACAAAUCUUCCUGCGAGACAUCGAGCAGGUCCCCCAGCAUCCCACGUACGUGCAGGCUCUGUUCGACUUCGACCCGCAGGAGGAAGGCGAGCUGGGUUUCCGGCGCGGCGACUUCAUCCAGGUCCUCGACAACUCCGACCCCAACUGGUGGAAAGGAGGCUGCCACGGCCAGACGGGCAUGUUCCCCCGCAACUACGUCACGCCCGUCAACCGGAACAUGUAAAACAGUCAGAACCAUGUAAACAACAACAACAACAACACCACCCACCCACCACCAUCAUUUUGAUCUCAUCCCAUCAACCCCUCCACCUCCACACACCCCCCCCCCUUGUUCUUCUUGGGGAGAUCAGGGGGGAGUCAGCGCUGCGUCCGGAUCAGACGGAGGGGAACGGUCUUCUGUCCUCUCCUUAACUUCUUAACAUUCUGCCUUUUCUUUUGUGUUCCUCUUUUCUUUACUCUCUUCUUUGCCGCAUGUUGUUUUAAUCACCGUAAAAAAAAAAGAGAAAAAAAACCUGUUUUAAAACAAAAAAAACGAUUUUAAAAAAGUAAAAAAAAUAAAAUAAAGACGAAGAAAAGGAUUUAAAAAAAAUGUACAAAGAAGAAGAAGAAGAAGAAGCAAUCUACAGACGGCGGGUUGUGUGAGAUCAUUGGCACGUGAGCAUUGUACAUCGGCCUCUCGGCUGUAUAAAUAAAUCAACUAUAGAGAGAAUCCAUUUUUUAAGAAUAUAUAUUAUAUAUUUGUAUGUGUUUGUCUGUUUUACCUCUCAUCACAAAUUGUAUUUUUUUCCAUUUUUGUAAAUUAUGUUCUGUUAGUCUGGAUAAGACCGAGUAGCUCUAGGACAAAGUGCUGAAUUGUCUGUCUUUUUUUUUCUGAAUAUAUCUGGGGGCUCUCGGAUAGAAACGGCAUGAUGUGAGACGGGGUCAUAAUUCCAUUUUGAACGAACGUCUCUGAAAUGAUUCACAGAGGAGGAAGAGGAGGAGGAGGGGAGGAGGAGAGCCAGGGAUGCUGCAGAGAAAAGCUGUUGUGUUAUACAAAGUGUAAAAAAAAAAACUAAGAGGGUGAGCCACCUUUUCAAAAGUAUUUAUUGCAGCCGUUUCUUCUGGGGGGGGGGGGGGGCAGUGAAUGUAGCUGUAGACAUUAACGAGAGGGAAGCAGCACGGUCGGAGAACUGAACUAAAAACACACAAAAAAUAAAACAUGCAAGGGAUUUAAAUAUAAAAAGGGUGUGUGUGUGUGUGUGUGUGUGUUGCAUAUUCACACACGCUAAUGACAUGCAUGCAUCUCCUCCUUGUUAUACCUGCACGUAGCAAAGAGGCGGAGCUCGUUCGGAUAAUCACAUGUAAUCAGACAGGAAGUGAGAGACGUCUUUACGCUCAGUCGAGGAAUCGGCUUCUUUUCCUUUCUUAUGUUUUUGUCUAGCACUUUUUGAUUUCUAGUCCAGUGUGUGUGUGUGUGUGUGUGUUACUGUGUUUUCUCUCUGGAUAGUGCCUUUCUCUCUGGUGUUUCAGUGUCUCCGACCUGCUACUUUGAGCCCCCCCCCCCCCAUCCGCACCCUCCUGCUGCCAGUCCUGCAGUGAGAUAAACAGUGUACAUAGUAAAUCAACAUUUCCCCCCCCCCCACACACACACACACACCUUCUACAUCAGCCCGCCUCCUCCUCCACCCCUCCCCUCACCACCAUGGAACUCUUCUUAUUUAAGUGUCUCUCGCCUUGUCUUACCUAAUGACCCUGUUUUUGUUUUUGGCUCUUUUUUUUAUUUUGCAUUUGUUUUUUUGUUUUUUCAAUUAAUAAAAUGCAAUUAUUAAAAAAUGAGAA